ACGUCGUAACGUAUACAUACGUUUUGUCAUUUGUUGGCUAAGCCGGAGACGCGGACGGCCGUCGUACCUGUGCUUACGCGAAAACAAAGCCGUUUCAUCGACGUUUGAUCGAUCGAUCGGUCACCAGUCGCGAAUUCGCGCGUUUGCAACCGCGAACGCGCCAUGGAUCUACAACGUGGUGGACGAGUGAAAAUCGGACCGAUAUUCGUGUGUGUGGGAAAGUAGCCGAGAAUCGAAUUGGAAAUAUCAGCUAGGCUCGUAGUGAAUGCUGUUCGAGGAGCUGUUUGGCCCAUGGGGCCUGCUUAUCGUAAUCGCGAUAGGAGUGGGCAUCAUCCUGAUCGCAUUGCUCUUGUUCGUUUGCUUUCUCACACCUGGUUGCAUCGGCUACGAGUGUUUCAGGAGAUCAAGCAAAGAAGACAAAAACAAAAAGGUUGUCCCGCGAGCAAAGAAUCGAGAGAAAGAAAACUUGAAGCUAAGCGACGUCAGCUAUAGAUCUUGGAGAUUGGGUAGCCUGUACGAAAAUGAUAAUAAUGGCACCAUUAGCGAAAACGUGGAAUCGCACAGGGACUCGUACAAUUCUGCUAGUGCUCAAUGCGAAAACGUAGAGUGCUCCUCCACUCUGAAUUUAAUUCAGGACAAGCAAAAGAGCGACAAAAAGGUGAAGGAGUUUCCAACCGAAUUAACAAUAAGCUUGCAAUUCUUGCCACCCUGCGGCGACGUGAUCGGCGGGAAACUCGUUAUCGGUAUCGAGGCGAUGUGCGGCCUUCCUCCGAAGCAGUACAACGGCACGCUGGAACCUUACGUAGCACUGAAUAUCGUGAAGCAAUCCUGGAGUCACAGGAAACGGCAGAAAUUGCACAGUUUUCGGACGAGAAGCAUCAGGCAUACCGCCAGCCCGAUUUAUAAGGAGACUUUCGUCAUCGCGGAUGCAAAACUGCAGGAGGCUAAGGAAUGGAUUCUAGAUUUCACAGCGUACGAUCACGACAGAUAUGCGAAUCAUACGGAAUUAUGUUCCCUCAAGGUACCGCUGAAAGACGCAAAGAGGAUUUUCUACAGUCCGGAGAUUCAUUUGUUCAAUUACAGAAUGAAACCCUCCAAUCAGGAGUUUGGCGACAUUUUGUUAGCCAUAAGUUACCUACCCACCGCCCAGAGACUGACCAUCAACAUCAUGAAGCUGCGCGACAUCAAAUUUACGCCAACGGUAUCGAGUUUAAACGAAUUCAAUCCGUACGUUAGAGUGCUAAUGUUGAACGGGAGGACGGGUAAGAAAAUGAAGAAGAAGAAAACGAAAUUUUUCCACGCCGUUGCGCAGCCCGAGUUUAACGAGACUUUAACGUUCGACCUAGCGGUCACCCAGCUCGAUACCGUUCAAUUUCUGGUUGUGCUUUGCAGCAAGGUCUUAUCGGAGGGAUCAGUCGCCACGAAUACCGGCGAUCACGCGAGCGACAGCGAGGACUCGGUCAACUCGUUCAACAAAUCGACCGACGUCUUUAUCGGCAAAGUAGCGCUGGGAAAAGGCGUGAGAGGUGCGACGGAAAGACUGCAUUGGUUCUCGGUGCUCCAAAAUCCAAGGAAACUCGUCACCGUGUGGCACACUUUGAAAUGAACUUUAAAGCGUGCCCUCGUUGUUACAUGUGUAUGUACAUGACCGCCAUUUCGCAGCGAGUCUUUUACGCGUUACUGUGCAAUCACGAUUGUUGAAAUGUUAAUUAUAGUGUAAUUAUUUAUUUAAUAAUUUAAUCCUCGUAAUAUACAUUAUUAGCGCUAGUGGAUUAUGCGUGUAUGCGUGUGUAACCGCCAAAGAUUACCUUGCGAAUGAACGUCCUUUUAAGUUUCUGUGAUUAAUCGAAAUGACGAAAGAAUAAUAAAAAUUAACAGCAGAAAUCUC
Ooceraea biroi (clonal raider ant) is the source of this 1888-nucleotide messenger RNA. It is a transcript of the gene Syt20, whose product is annotated as synaptotagmin 20. Lineage: Eukaryota; Metazoa; Arthropoda; Insecta; Hymenoptera; Formicidae. The record is from RefSeq and is a predicted model, not a curated record.